Molecule: messenger RNA, 504 nt
Organism: Candidozyma haemuli
Lineage: Eukaryota; Fungi; Ascomycota; Pichiomycetes; Serinales; Metschnikowiaceae
Product: E2 ubiquitin-conjugating protein
Exons: 1
Coding region: 1-504 (167 amino acids)
Cellular component (GO): endoplasmic reticulum; cytosol
Source: RefSeq, a predicted model, not a curated record
AUGGCUCCACGUUCCACUGCCCAGAAGAGAUUACUCAAGGAGUACCAGCAACUAUCACGAGAUCCUCCUCCAGGGGUUGUCGCUGGGCCUGUUUCUGAAGAGGACUUGUUUGUGUGGGACUGUCUUUUGGAGGGUCCUGACGGUACCCCAUACGAGAAUGGAGUUUUCUCUGCCACGCUUAAGUUCCCUCUGGACUACCCUUUGAGUCCUCCGCUGCUUAAGUUUACGCCUCCUUUGCUUCACCCCAACAUCUACGCUGAUGGUACCGUGUGCAUUAGCAUUUUGCAUCCUCCUGGGGAGGACCCUAACCAGUACGAGAGGCCCGAGGAGCGGUGGUCGCCAGUGCAGAGCAUUGAGAAGAUCUUGUUGAGUGUGAUUUCGAUGUUGGCAGAGCCUAACCCGGAGAGUGGAGCGAAUAUUGACGCUUGUAAGUUGUGGAGAGACCACCGUGAGGAAUACGAUAAUCAGGUACGGAGCCAUGUGAGACGGACGUUGGGCCUCUAG